GGUCCGGAUUUUAGGCCUGGUGGUGCCGGCGGCUCCGCACUGCGUCUGCCUGGGGUGGCCUUCGCGGUAAGGAAAAGUCGGGUUUGGGAUGGGUCCGCUUCCCCCUUCCCUCCCUCCCAAGCUUCCCUUCCCUGGCCUUCCUUUUUGCCGGCUUCAUGUUUCCGCAAAGCUCUGGGGUGAGGAGGGGGGGAAGAGGGGGAGAAAGCUGUCGCCCCAAAUUGCCCCGUGCCUCCUGGCCUCAUUCACUACCCCGAGGAGGGAAAACCGGCGUUUCGGUUCACUUUCUCUUUCUGUUUUUCUUCUGCCAUUGAGACCCUUGUGACUUUCUGAUAGCUUUAAAGUUUAUGGGGUAACACCAAACUCCAAAACGCUAAAGCUCUUGGACUGGCACACCUCUCUUGUCACGCCUUGGUUCGUUGUCACUUAAAGGAAUAGCGAAAAGGUGGCUUCCCCCGCCCGCCCCUAUCCCCCCAACGCUUUGAUAUACCUUAAACUGAAAGCCUUGGAUUCAUUGGCCUGCCUGAACUCCGGUUGUGUGGAAGCUUUGUUGUGUAUUGCUUUUAAAAGGGGAAUGUGGGAUGCCUUGUACAAUAACACAUUUUUCUUCUUAUGUCUCUUAAAUUGGGAAAGCUAAAGUGGCAGAUUAAUUGCUGACAUAGGUAUCAUGUUGGACUCUUGGCUUUUCUUUUAAAAAAAUGAUUGGUUAAAGGAAAUGAAGAUACAUGUACCACAAUAGUAGACUGUAAAUUGCCUACUAGGAUUAUACGUCACCAAAAAGGGAAAUGUAUUUUACCUUGGUUGCAUGUCACUCCCACAAGAACUGAAAGAAGCAUCAUUAGGAAUCAUAUCUUUUCCUUCUUGUUGGGUUUGUGCGUAUAUCAGUACAUAUGUGAAUGUAAGGCACUUACUUUAGAAAUAAAGGAGAUAUGCUUACAAUGGAGACAAUUCAUCUCUAAGACAAGAGAAACUCUUUAAUGAUAUAAAUGUUUAAUCAACAGGUUAUUGAGAAUGUUAGCAGUCCUGUAUGGUACUUCGUUAAAUAUCAUAAUUGAGAGUGGUGCACUUGUAAUAAGAGUUUGCAAGGUCAAAAAUCAAUAUAUGUGAGGUCAUUUACUAACAUGUCAAAGUGUUUUGGUAUAAAGAGAACCUUUUUCUAUCUAGAGUAUUAACUCUGCCUGCAUAAAAAUCUCUGUUCCAUUUAAUAUGAAAAUAAGCUGACAUUUUCAUUAAUCUCAGUUAGGCGUCAGUCAAGGACCAAACAGCAGAGUUCUAGAAAAAUCAUCAAGGUUGAAAUGCAAGCACUGACCUCGAGAUAGUCUAAUCCUUGCUAUGUCAAACACUGACCUCGACAGUCUAGUCCUUGUUAUGUGCUCUUCGUUGUCUGCGAGCAGCAGUUUUCUGUCAGAAGCGAGUUUGCAGGAGACGCGUUAGGUCCUCCAGCAAGUGUUCCUAGACCACUUCUUUAAACUUUUGUUCUCCAUAACCAUCCGUUCCAAUUGAGAGGAUAUAUCACUUUGACGGCUUCCCAGAUUGAAGGAUUCUCCAGAAUACCAUAGAUGCAGCACUGUGUUACUGCUACAGAAAAGGGGAACUGACGGGUUUCAGAGAAGGAGCCUGCAAUUUGAACCUUAGGUGAUCCAUAUAGUUCUCUUUGAGGAGUCAAAAAGCAGACAGCUCAUGACUUCUGAUCAGGACACUAAAGUUGUGGCUGAACCGCAGGUACAGCAAGUGCAGGAAGUAAAGGAUAGUUCUCCUCUGGAACCAGCCAAGGUUUCAGAAUUAAAUCCUAAUGCAAAAGUGUGGGGGAAUCACAUGGUACAUGUGGAAGCAAGUGGUACUGAAGGGGGUGUGAGCAAACCCUGGGAAGAAGUAACAGAUCACCCACCUGAUUCCUGUAAAGAAGCAUUAGAGGCCAAUGGUGAUGGUGACAAAAAACACCAGAACGAAUCGUUAAAAGAACAUCAAGAACCAUCACUAUCUGUUCCAUUAUCAAAUCAAACAGAUAUGAACUCUUUGGCUCUAGAUCAUGCAGAGUACAAAACUGUACAUGAAAACACUGAGUCAGGGAGUAAAGAAGAUCUUCGGCCAGAAGAUCAAGAAGAGCUACGAGAAGCUCUUAAAAAAACACUGGAGUUCUGCUUAUCAAGAGAGAAUCUUGCUAGUGACAUGUACCUUAUAUCGCAAAUGGACAGUGAUCAGUAUGUGCCAAUAAUGACCGUAGCUAAUCUUGAUCACGUCAAAAAGUUGACUACAGAUAUGGAUUUGAUUGUUGAAGUGCUGCGAUCAUUGCCUUUAGUCCAAGUAGAUGAAAAAGGUGAAAAAGUCAGGCCAAACCAAAAUCGCUGCAUUGUAAUUUUGCGUGAAGUACCUGAAUCCACUCCAAUUGAAGAGGUCCAAGCACUCUUCAAAGGCGACAACCUGCCUAAGUUCAUCAACUGUGAGUUUGCCUAUAAUGACAACUGGUUUAUUACAUUUGAGUCUGAAGCGGAUGCACAACAGGCUUACAAAUACCUUAGAGAAGAUGUGAAAACUUUCCAAGGAAAGCCAAUUAAGGCAAGAAUAAAAGCAAAAGCAAUAGCUAUAAAUUCAUUUUUGCCAAAGAAUGGCUACAGACCUGUGGACAUGAAUAUCUACGCACAACAGCGUUAUACAACAUCAUUUGCAUACAUACCUCCAGUAUAUGGACCCCAACAGCAAUUUCCACUAUAUAGUUUAAUUGCACCACAAGCCUGGUCUACAACACAUAGCUAUAUUGAUCCGUCAUUGGUCACCCCAUUUCCAAAUACUGGAUUUAUCAAUGGAUUUACAGCUCCUACCUUCAAGCCAACUGUUGCUCCACUUGCUACUCUUAGGCAGUAUACACCAAGAACCAGAAAUCCCAGCAAAUCAUACCUACGGCAUACAAUUCCUACUGUAGACAGAGGGACUGGAUUGCUAGAGAGCCCUACAAUAUUCAAUCUUUCUGCUGACCGAUUAAUCAACGGUGUCAGGACCCCACAAACCAGGCAGCCAGGACAAAACAGAACACGGAUGCAAAAUACUACAAGCUACAUAAAGCGAGAUGUAGGGAGCGGGCGAGUAGAAUCCAUGGCUUCAGAUUCAUCCCCCAGCUUAGGCAGAGGAAGAAAAAACACUUAUGGCUAUCGAAAAAAGAGAGAUGACAAGUUCGUGAGAGGACAAACGCAGUCUCCACCCACUACAAAACCACCAUCUCCAAGUUUUGAGCUGGGGUUAUCCAGUUUCCCUCCCUUACCUGGAGCUGCUGGCCAUCUAAAGACCGAAGACUUGUUUGAAAACAGAUUGUCAAAUGUGAAUGUAUCACCAAAAGAAAAAGGCAUCAGUGUAGGUACAAACACAGUACCAGCUGGAAUUCCACGUGAGCUUUUUUUGCCAGCUUCUUCUGCUCUGCCAGGGACAUCUGAAGCAUCUUCUUCCGCAUCCAAAGCUACUGAUGAUCCCAAAGCUAUCGAGAAGCAGAAAGAAACCCAAAGUACUCAAAGACAUUGUUGCAUUGUUACUACUGCUUCUAAAUCAGUACAAGUCAAUGGGGAUCUUCUAGCACAGGAACGGCGGAAACCUAGCUAUGCAGAAAUCUGCCAGAGGAUUAGUAAGGAUGCAGCUCCGUUGCAAUCCCCAAAAGAACAGAAGCCAAAUAAUGUUGUUUGUGGGAAAGAGGAAAGGAAACCCACAGAAACACUAGAAAGAAGCAGAGAAUUGAAGUCUAAAGACCAGUGGAGACCAUCAGGACGCAGGUCUCCUCUUCCUCCAGCCAUUGGGAAACGUCCGACUAAAGAACAGAGCACUCCUCCCAAAUCUCCUCAGUGAAAGUAGCACUUAGGAGGAAUUUCAAGAAGUUUUCAGUAUGAAGCUACCCUAUGUUGACAUUCAGAGUACAAAGAAGGAGUUGCUGGUUAAAAGCUUGCAGGGGUUAUGAAGUAUAUGAAAUGAUUGCUAGGGUUUUUUUUGUUGUUUAUUGUUAUUGUUUAUUUCUUUCUUUCUUUUUUUUUGUAAAAUAGAUUUUUUUUCCUUCUCUUUUCUUACAUCCUUAUCAUCAAAUUUCCCUUGAGCAAACAGUCAAUUCCUUCAGGAUUUAAUUAAACUUUAUGUUAGUUGGUGCUGAACUUAAGCCGAUGCUGAAGAAAUACUGAAAACUAAUAAUAGCAGCUAAUACAUAAGGUAUAAAGCAGAACAGAUGCUUUAUAAAUCAGUAAGAUAAGUGUAACUUUUUUUUUUUGAAAUUCCAGUUGCUUUAGCAAAUUGGCAAACAGGCUAUAUAUAUUUUUUUUAAGUUUAAAAAAAUAAAACUGGUUCUAAUAUUUUUGUUCUUGGCCAAAGGAGAAUUUCAUAAAGAUUUACUGAGAGUUCUCUAAAUUAUUUGUAUUGAUAGACAGUAAGCAAGUAACCAGUUUCUCAGUCCAAGCUGAAAUGAUUUCAGGAAAAGAAAAGAAAAAAAGCACAUUAGGAAUUAAAUAAAUGUGCCCUUGUGUAUGGCAGGUGCAAGCUAAUGGCAGUUUUUCACAAGAGAGCACAAUAGCACUCUUGUGAUGAGAUUUCUUUUUUUUUUUCCUUCCUCAACUGAGGAAGGAAAAUUUUGAACCCUUUUCUGAUUGAACCCCGUGCUCUGUCUAAGUUUUCAAAACUGUGUUCCAAAUGCUCUUUGAAAGAGUUCAUAUCUUAAUCAGCCUGAGUGCUGACAUGUUCUAUAACUACCAACAUUGGCAUAUGGAUUUAAUUUCUUUUUUUUUUUAGUCCACGAAUUGAUGGUGUUUUAGUAUGUGUGUGCAUGUAUGCGGAAGAAGGAAAUUGCCCUUUAUUCUGCCUGGGGUGAGAUUUAUCACAUUUACUUUAGAAGCAACAUGCUUCCUGAAGGACAAGGCUGCACUUAAAUUAAUAAAUUUCUAAUAACGGUGGUGAUAAAUUAUUUUUUGUUUUAAAUAGCUAAAGUUUUUUCCUUUGGGUGUUUAAGCAGCAGAUGGUUCAGAUCAAAAGGUGUUCCUGCUAAGUAGUUUAUCCCACCUACACACAUACACACACACUCAUACACGCACGCAUAUACACCAAAAGAUUUAUUUAAACAGCUGAUUUUUUUUAAAAAAAAAGAAUUAUUUCCAUCCAAUCUUUAAAGACUUGAAUUUUAUUUAAACUUGAAAAUGACUUUGCCUUAACUUUUGUAUAAGACAGCUUAGAAUUAUUGAAGUCUGACCCCAUUAAGGGUUAGCACGGGGUGGCAUAUACAGAAUUACUCAGUUACAGUAUCUAUGUAUUGUCACUGGUCUGACUGGGUAAACAUACUCUAGUACAGGUCAUAGUGGCAGUUUUUGUAAUAUACCUUGAAAGAUCUUAAGCAGUUGAUCUUUUUCAAAAUGUUGAAAAAAAACUGUAAAUGGAAAUAGUCAAUACUGUAUUAAGAUGUGCACUUGGAAGUGUGUGCUUUUGCUUGUACAGGUGUAAAUAAUCAGAACAUAUAAAAAGGUACCAUUAAAAAACCUGAUAAAAAUUAUUGAUAUAUUAUAAAUGUUGCUGUUGAACUGGAUGUAGAUAACUAAGUGUUGUGGUUUGAAUAUUACUUUAAUUUGUUUUUCCCUUGUUUCUUUUCUUUACUCUGAUAUGUUGAGCUAAGUCUGCCUCUUCACUGCUAAGGGGAAUGGAAGGAAGUCUGUCUUUAAAAGUCCUGACAUUGUAAAUACUUCCUGGAAGUUUUGCAUUUCAUUCAUAUGGAACACAGGUGUGCAGUAUAAAUUUCAAUUCCUAGGAGCUGAAAUUAGUAUUUUGAUGAAUUAGAAAAGAACAGCAUUGCCACCAGAAGCUCCCACCCCAAGUACACUCAAGUAUUUGUAGGCCAACACAUUAGUAAAACUGGAUUUAAAUUUCCACGUAGCUAUUUAAAAAGCAAACAAAUAAAAAUCCUAGGGCAGUUGAUCUCCUAACAUAAGUUGCUGCUAUUUAUAACUAUCCUUAUCAAAAGAAGAACAAGCAAACCAUCUUGCUCCUUGCACUGCAGACUUUAAAAAUGGCAAGUUGAGUCUUGUUUGUUAUUUCCUGAGAAGACACACAAGGAAGGAGUCAAAAAUCACCUUAAGUAACAUUGGUUUAACAUUGAUCCUCCCACCCACCCCCACCCCCAUCCCAUGAGCAGUGAAAGGGGCAGUGAGACUGGAGGUAUAAUUUUGGCCAGCUAUGAGGUGUCUUCGUUUGCCUGCUGAGAGCAUGAAUAAAACAGCUGCAAACAAAGAGAGAAGUGGCCACAAGUAAUAGAGCUAAUCAUCGGAGCUAGCUGAUACAAUAACUUUUGCAGGUCAGUAGAUAGACUGCAUUGUUUUUAAUGCAUUUGCUGCUGCUCUUUAUACUAGGCUAAUACACUGUAAUUCUCACUCAAAUAACAGUCUGUGACAAAAGUUUGAAACUGUUACUGUGAUGGCUUUUUCUUUAAAAGAAAGUGUCAUGCCAAAUAACUUCUCCAGUAAUUUUUUAACAUUUUCAUUUUCCAACAGUUCAGGACUAUUUAACAACACAGGCUAUUUAUGUUUAACUAUUCAGAUCUGCCUUUCUUUUUUUUUAAAGUCGUCUUAAAUUAUUGAGUUGCAGGUUAAAACAGGGAGAACCCGUUGGAAAAGGUGGACAGGACAGGAUAAGACUACUUUGGUGCUCCUUGUAAUAGAAUUAUAUAGGUUCUUUUGAGUCUGUUUAUUCAAAGGAUGCAUUCAAAUAUGAAUUUUUGUUUCUGCAUAUUUAAUAUGUACAGUAUUUUUGCCUUAGGGUGUCCUAUCUACCAUUAUUAUCCUUGCUCCAAUUUUGCAUCUUAUCAGAAAAAAAAAACCCAAUAAAUUGUCAAGCUCUUAAUUUUGGUGUUUUUUUUCCCCUGCCUCUCUUCUGGAAUUAGAACUUGUUUUCAGAGAGGUGUCAUUCCUUGGAUGCCAGUGGCAUUCUCACAACCAUUGGUUGACCAAGGUUUCCACUUGUUUCUAUAUCCCUUUCAACAUGCUGUAAUUUUUAGGGGUUACAGGCCCAAAUCAGACUGCUAGCAGCGGACAAUCAAAGGUUACUGCAAAGUGAUAGCUGCCAAGUCAUUAAAGCAAAAAUGUCAUAGGGAGGCCAUAUUUUUCCUGAAGGUGGAUUUUUAGUUCUUCUGUUUAAGACUGGAAUCAAGCUUACAUGUAAACUAUUUGAUAAUUUAAGUUUCCUUUUAUGUCAUAAAAUGUACAACUGUCUAAAAAUGUAGGUUAUGAAAAAUAAAAAGAUUUAGCACUGUU
This is a messenger RNA of Ahaetulla prasina, 7250 nucleotides long. RefSeq names its product La ribonucleoprotein 4B (gene LARP4B). NCBI's taxonomy places the organism in Eukaryota, Metazoa, Chordata, Lepidosauria, Squamata, Colubridae. Gene Ontology annotation, molecular function: mRNA 3'-UTR binding. Gene Ontology annotation, cellular component: cytosol; cytoplasmic stress granule. The transcript is spliced from 18 exons. The record is from RefSeq and is a predicted model, not a curated record. Bases 1678 to 3825 code for a protein of 715 amino acids. Gene Ontology annotation, biological process: positive regulation of translation.